UCCUUUCAUGCUGACUGGCUCAUAGGAUGUUGUAGACAUUGGGACCCUGCUCCCGAAAAAGUAAGAGGUUGAAGACCCCCCCCAACCCUGGACUACUACACCCCUGACAAGCAGGCACAUGGUUGGGCUGAAAGACUGCCAGUUGCCAACGUUUUUCUGAUCUCUGCUGCCUGAUCUCAAGGGCAUCCUUCCCCUUGCAGUGCUAUCAAACACUAGAACAAGAACAGCUCUGCUGCUGUAUACGUUGGGAUGACUUUUAUUUUUCCCAGACGAGUUUAUCUUGUGGGCAAAAACUUCAGCACCACCUUCCACAGAAGAGAAGACAACGGACAACAAUGGCCCAAUGAUUUCUUUUCUCCCUAUAAUUGAAACAGCCUCAUUCUGAGGCAGAAACCACAGCUCUCCCUUGGCUCCAUGGGUUCCUGGGGCGCAGGCCUUUUGUUCUUUUGGUCUUCACUCGGGAAGCAGCAUUUCUCUCUCUCUCUCCACCCCCACCCCCGUUUUUCAGACUGAUCGAAACCAGCAGCUGUACUUGCUGGAGUCCGUCUCUCCUCUCCCCCACCCCGCACACUUCUCGGGGGCGUUUUUUCUUUCUUCAAGCCACCCCUUGAACCUGAUCUCCAGAUUCCUCUCACCCCCAAUUCGAAUUUCACCGGGCAAUCGGAGCAAGAGGGGUGUUUGUUUGCUUUUGUUUUAGGGGCGGUAGUAAAAAUCGAGCGCGCGCUUUCCUUCGGAGUCGGAGGGGGUAUUCCUUUCACAGCAGCAGCCGCUGGCGACGAACCUAGACUGGCUUUUGCUUUGGAGGGAUCUCGUCAGGUCACCUCACCCUCCACCCGCUUUGGAUGGUCCCAACCUUGCCAAGGGAAAUGAUGCCCUCCAGGACGGCUGAAUGUCCCGAUCCCGCCAACAUCCCCACUUCUCCCCGCUCCCCUGGACUCUGGACCAGGGCAGUGAAGUGACUGAUGGAAACCUCGAAGAGAGCAGCGGCAGCAUGGAGUGGGAAUUCAACUUGCUCCUCUACCUGGCGCUUUUCUUCGUCUUGCUCUUCCUGCUCUUCCUGCUGCUUUUCGGCGUCAUCAAGCAGCUGAAGAAUUCCGUGGCUAGCACGGGGGCUCUCCAGCCUGGGCGCCACUCCUUGCGGGAGCCCUGGGGCUUCUGCCGCGAGCAAGCCCUGUGAGGAGACGAGGGCCACGGCGCCGCGCCGCCUCUAGGGGGCGCCUCGGGCGAACGCUCCGACCAAAAGCACCACCUCCUCGCAGCAGUUCGUCUCAACCCGCCCUCCCCUCCUCCAAGCACCGGGGGCUCUAGAUAUGGGAGUCAAGAGACCUAGGUGAGAUUAUCUUCUCUUUCCAGCUGGACCCCCCCUGUUCCACUGGGCAUCAGGACAUGAAUGCCAUAUCACUUGUCCUUGAACAAAAUGAGACUUUGUUCUUUGGAAAAAGACAAUCUGAUUGAAAAGGCAGCUGUGCUCGGAGAUUGGACAAGCAACAGAGUUAACCAAUAAUGGCCAUGCAACACAGCAAAGCAGAAUAUGUUUUAGUGAAGAACUAGAACUUGUGUUUUAAAAUGUCAGUCACAUUCUUUUUCAAAGUGUGCUUGGUUUUUGUUUGUUUGUUUGCCAGUCCCCAUAAAUCUGGUCAACCCAUAAAUAGCUUUUCUCCUUGGGAAUGUGUUCAUGACAGCUGCUGAACAGCAGGCAUCUCUUGAGAUUGCAACAUAAAGAAGAAUGAAAAUUCAAACAGCAGUAACUUGGUAUUCAUUCACCUCCUCUCCCCACCCCCCACCCCGUUUAGUUCUUUGUUUUGCAAAUGAAAUUUGUACUCUCUCAUGAUUUAUGUUUAUAUCUUUCUGGAAACACUGAAGUAAAAUAAUAACACUUGUAACAGGAUUAAAAGAGCACUGACCUUCACCCCUAGUGAUGAAGAGAACGAAAAUCCUUAUUUAAUCAUUAUUCUAAAUAACUCAUUAACCUGGAACAUCAGUCAUCUGCUCUGCAGAAAUUACCAUGAUUUUAAAUCGCCAGCCUGUAAUGUGCCAUGUACAUAACCAGAUAGCCUCAGGGUGUUGGAAUACAGUAGGUGUAUUAUGAUCAUCUAUAUGUCAAAAAUCCAGUUACCAUCAUACUCGAGGAUUAUCAUAACACAGAACCCAGUAUGGUAUUAUUUAGACAGAGGCAUGGCUACUACUUUAAUAGCAAUACAUAGUUAAUCUCUAUGCCAGGGGUAGCUGGCAUGCUGCUCUUCAGAUGUAGCUGGACUAUAGCCCCCAGCAUCCCUGGCUAUUGGCCAUGCUGCUGGGGCUAAUGGGAGUUGAACAACAUUUGAGGGGCACUGUGUUGGCUACUUCUUCUGUAUGACCUUCCCACAGUAAUGGCUUUUGUUUUCUGGGAAUGGGGCCAGUUUAAAGCUAAUAUACUGAAACUCUGUGUGCAAAAGCUGUCGAAGGCUGUGAUCCACACCACCUAGAAUGGAAAAACUUCCAUUGGGUUAUAAUGGAGUUGGGGAAAUGUCUUUUUAAUGUUUAUCUUUUUUGUAUUUUUAAAAUGAUUGUGCUGAUGUUACAAAGUCCUGUGAAUUGUCAUAGUGUGUGCCUUUCUGUGUACAUGAAUAAAAAAUUAAAAAUAAUAUGUAUAUAUAAAACAA
Molecule: messenger RNA, 2642 nt
Organism: Rhineura floridana
Lineage: Eukaryota; Metazoa; Chordata; Lepidosauria; Squamata; Rhineuridae
Gene: SMIM43
Product: small integral membrane protein 43
Exons: 2
Coding region: 890-1177 (95 amino acids)
Source: RefSeq, a predicted model, not a curated record